UUAAAUGAAAAUAAAACCAUCAUUGUUCACCGAUUCUUCGCUUCUUCAGGAAAACAUCCUCUUCCCAAGAAUUCCUCUUUCGUUUUAAGGUUAGGGUUUCGUCUCUACAAUUCAUCGAAUAUUUCCAUUAUUGUACGGAGAAAGUCAUGGGAGCUGAAGGAGAUUCAAGCGAAACCAUCAAUAUUGCUUCAGAAGAAGUUUCUGUCAACAUUCGAUGUUCUAAUGGCACCAAAUUCACCGUGAAAACGACACUUGAUUCGAAUGUCGGGACUUUCAAAUCACUCGUCGCACAAAAUUGCGAUGUUCCUGCUGAACAACAGAGGUUGAUCUACAAAGGUCGGAUUCUUAAAGACGACCAAACCCUAGAAAGUUACGGAUUACAAUCUGAUCAUACUAUCCACAUGGUUCGUGGUUUUGCUGCAUCUCCAUCAACUGCUCCUGCAACUACGAAUUCUGUGGCUUCUGAUACUACUCCCACUGCUACUCCUAUUGUGGCCCCAACAGAAAGUGGAGGCUUAGGGGGUGCUGGUCUUGGGGCAUCCUUGUUUCCUGGGCUUGGUCUGGGUGGUCUUGGUGGGACUGGGGCUCCUGGUUUGCUUGGAGCUGGACUUCCAGAUUUUGAACAGAUGCAGCAGCAACUGACCCAAAACCCAAAUAUGAUGAGGGAAAUUAUGAACAUGCCUGCCAUUCAGAGUCUGAUGAAUAAUCCUGACAUUAUGCGAAACUUGAUUAUGAGCAAUCCUCAAAUGCGUGAGAUAAUUGAUCGGAAUCCGGAGCUGGGCCAUAUAUUGAAUGACCCCAGUAUUCUAAGGCAGACGCUAGAAACUGCUAGGAAUCCUGAGCUUAUGCGUGAGAUGAUGCGAAACACUGACCGAGCUAUGAGCAACAUUGAAUCAUCUCCUGAAGGUUUUAACAUGCUGAGACGCAUGUAUGAGAAUGUACAGGAACCAUUUCUGAAUGCCACCACAAUGGCUGGGGCUGAUGCAGGAAAUAAUAUGGGUUCAAACCCGUUGGCUGCCCUUUUGGGAAAUCAGGGUGCUAUUGGUGGCCAGCAUAGAGAUGGUUCAAAUCCAUCAACCACUGGGUCUGAAUCUGCAUCUCCAAAUACUAAUCCACUUCCAAAUCCUUGGAAUGCCGGAGGAGGUACACAGACAAACAGUGCUCCCAGGGUAAAUCCUUCUGGUGAUACAAGGCCUCCUCCUCUAGGUGGUUUAGGUAGUCUUCCUGAAUUGGAUCGAAUGCUUGGGGGACUUCCAGAUGCAUCAAUGAUGACUCAGAUGAUGCAAAAUCCUGCAAUCUCACAGAUGAUGCAAAGUAUGCUAUCCAACCCACAAUAUAUGAAUCAGAUGCUUAAUAUGAAUCCACAGUUGCGUGCUUUGACUGAUUCAAACCCUCAAAUUCGAGAAAUGUUGCAGAACUCUGAUGUUCUUCGUCAGUUAGCUUCUCCUGAGAUGAUGCAGCAAAUGCUUACUUUGCAGCAGUCACUUCUGUCUGGAAUGAACCGCCCUCAGGCAAACCAAGAUCAAUCACCUAAUGCGGGUGCUGCAGGAAAUGCAAACAAUUUGGGGCUGGAUAUGUUAAUGAAUAUGUUUGGUGGUCUUGGAGCUGGCGGUUUAACCACACCAGAGAAUUCAAAUGUCCCACCUGAAGAACUCUAUGCAACUCAAUUAACUCAACUUCAAGAAAUGGGAUUUUUUGACACCGCAGAGAAUAUUAGGGCUCUACAAGCUACUCGUGGUAAUGUCCAUGCUGCAGUAGAGCGACUUUUGGGUAAUAUGGGUCAGUGAUAGUAUUAUUCGGAUGAUUGUUUUGAACAAGUUUACCCAAGGAGUCUUGUGUAUCUAGUAAGAUUUGAUGCUCCCAGUCUCACAGAAGAUUGUUAAACCACAUAGCUCGGGAACCGUGAUUACAUUUUGGGCGUGUGAAUAAACAAAAAGACAGUGCCGCGCAAUGUGAUAGAGUUAUGGUUUCGUUUCUGGUUAUAGGCUCAUAUCUCACUCCUGACAUUAGACUCCUCGUUCUCUUAUCCCCUCCCUCACCCAAACCCCACUGCCGUCCUUAAAUUUAUGUACAUACAUAAUUUAAUUUUAAUUUGUGGAAUGUUUGAUUUGAU
This is a messenger RNA of Amaranthus tricolor (Joseph's coat), 2113 nucleotides long. RefSeq names its product ubiquitin domain-containing protein DSK2b-like. Gene Ontology annotation, cellular component: cytosol. The transcript has 8 exons. Gene Ontology annotation, biological process: ubiquitin-dependent protein catabolic process. Bases 147 to 1787 code for a protein of 546 amino acids. Gene Ontology annotation, molecular function: polyubiquitin modification-dependent protein binding. Lineage: Eukaryota; Viridiplantae; Streptophyta; Magnoliopsida; Caryophyllales; Amaranthaceae. The record is from RefSeq and is a predicted model, not a curated record.